AAAGCUUCGCAGUAUCAACACCGAUAGACAGUUGUUUUUUUAAUAACUCGGUUAAUUGUAGAUUUAUAAAACGUCUAGAUCUAAGAAAACUAGCAACUUCCCUCUCUCUCUUUAAACUCAGAAAAGACAGUGCAUACUCAAGUCAACAAGGAUUUGUGAAAAUGUCAAGUGGACAACCAAUCGAUACUGACUGUAUUACUUUAACAAGAUUUGUAUUAGAAGAACAACGCAAAUAUCCUAAGGCUACCGGUGACCUGACUCAGUUAUUAAAUGCUAUUCUUACAGCGAUCAAGGCCAUCUCGUCAGCUGUUCGAAAAGCUGGAAUACAUAGACUCUAUGGUAUAUCUGGAUCUUCAAAUGCGACUGGAGAUGCUGUUAAGAAACUUGAUGUCCUGGCUAAUGACUUGUUUAUCAAUAUGUUGUCAUCCUCUUAUACUUGCUGCAUUUUGGUCUCUGAAGAAAAUGACACUGUGAUUGAAGUGGAGGACAAGUUUAAAGGCAAAUAUAUUGUUUGUUUUGAUCCACUUGAUGGCUCAUCAAAUAUUGAUUGUUUAGUUUCUAUUGGAUCAAUAUUUGGAAUUUAUAAAAAACAAAAUGAGGGACAAGUGAGCCUUAAAGAUGUACUUCAAUCAGGAGAUAACUUGGUGUGUGCAGGUUAUGCCCUUUAUGGUAGUGCAACUAUGGUGGUCCUUUCUCUAGGCCAGGGUGUAAAUGGAUUUAUGUAUGAUCCGGCUGUUGGAGAGUUUCUAUUGACUGAAAGAAACAUGAGAAUCAAGCCUCGAGGCAAGAUUUAUUCUAUUAAUGAAGGUUAUGACAUGUUCUGGGAUGAUGCUACCAGGGAAUAUGUCAACAAUAAAAAAAGGCCAAAGGAUGGUACCUCACCCUAUGGAGCACGUUAUAUUGGUUCAAUGGUAGCUGACGUUCAUAGAACUAUUUGCUAUGGUGGUAUCUUCAUGUAUCCAGCAACAUCAGAAGCACCAAAAGGAAAGCUGAGACUUAUGUAUGAAGGAAAUCCCAUGGCUUACAUUAUGGAGCAGGCAGGUGGUGCAGCUACAGAUGGACAUCGACGUAUUCUUGAAAUUGUACCUGAAAACAUCCAUGAGAAAUGUUCAGUAUUCAUGGGCUCCAAGGAGGAUGUUGCAGAUGUGAUGGAACUGUACAAAAAGUAUUCCUCUUGAGCUGUAUACUUUGAAAUCUAAAUUGUGUUCCCUUCAUUUACUAACAUUAUGUAACAUUGUGAUGUGAUUAACUUUACUAAGACAUAAAGAAUACUUGGUUAAUCCCUAAUAAAUGAUAGCAAGACAUGAAGAACUGUUUUGUAAUGGUGGAAAACCAACAGCUUUGUCUGAUAUAAACUCACCUGGUAUACUUUCAUUCCAUGAGUCUCAUUGUGAAGGAGGCUAACUUUAGGGAAUCAUUUUUCUGUAAUUAUUGUUUUGGUUGAUUGUAAUAGCUUUAAUAAACUGUAUUCAAAAUAAUUAUAUUUACAAAUAUAAUUGUUUAUUCCACUAAGAAAUUUUUUAAUCAUAGCAUACUGGUACUAUAAAUAUUUUGUUUUAUUUAUGUCAAUAUUAAACAGAAAGCAAAUGGCUCAAUAAAAACAAAUUGUUUGUCUAGAAAAUGUUAUUGAAUUUAUUUGACCAUCAAUCAUUUUGAAUGAUUCAGCAGCUGUGUGUAUUCAUUGAAUCUGUUAUUACACCUUGAAUAAUAAUAGAUACAUCUACUUUUUGACUUAAACUGUUAUUUUACAUUUUUUAACAUUUUAUUGUUGAUCAUGCAUAUUUAUGUGCCAUAAUGAUUACAAUAAACUUAUGCAUAAUUAUAAGCAUGAUUGCUGUGAUUUUGAUGUUAGUGGUUAGUGGAAACAAUUCUUCAAUGUUUGAAGUGAAUUUUAGCCUGUAAUUUUAUAGUAUGAGCUCACCUGGUUUCAGGUUUAGUUAUUUCUAAUUGUAUUUAUACCAAAAAUAAUACUUCAAACAGCUCAUGUACAUUCAUGAACAUUUGAAAUUUAAUUAUGUUGAAACUCCUGGAGUUAUGUUCACCUUUACCAGUCAUUUAAAACUAAUUACUUUUUUCCAAUCUUGAUUAUAUAUGAGCAUAUUGGUUGAACUUAAAUCAUUGUAGUUCAUGUCCUUAGAACCUAAUUUGUAAAGUAAAAUUAGUUGGUAGAAAUAAAUUUAAUUUUGAAAGAAGGUCAAAUAAAAUGUAAAAACAAUAAAAAUUCUUUUAAUAAUAAUUUCAAACCAUUUUUCAUAGUUUUGAUUGUUGACAUAGAAAUAUUGUAUUCCAGUGUCCAGCAAACACUUUUUGAAAGGUGAUAAAAGGUAUAGAGGCCAACUGUGUAAAGUUCCAUCUGUUGAUUGUAUCCCCCAGUCCUAGUUGUCCAUAUCUAUUCCAGCCACUGGCUAAUACUUGUCCACCACCUGCAUGAUGCAAAAGGAAAUAAGGAAUAAUGACUGUAUACUGUAAUAAUUUAGAACUCACAAAUUUAGGCAACAAAUAUAUGAAAUAUGUUUACAUAUGAAAUAUGUUAACUUUUAUUAAACCAGAAGGUGUAAAAAAAAAAAAAAUUGAUAAUUAAGAAAUGCUUUAAAGAUAUUUUUAACUAUUUAAUUGCUACUCAGCAUAUUAAAACAAAAAUGAAUUAUUAUAAAGUGGAAUGUGCUUUAAUCUAACAUUUCGAAUACUAAUAUUUCAAGUACACCAAUUUUAUAUUCAAUCAGAAUAGCAGAGAAAUUGCCAAGAUGACAAUGAAUGAAAAAAAAAAUUAAAUUGAACUAGCCUGUUAAUACAACUGUGUGUCUUGAGCCACAGGAAACUGAUACAACAUUAAGAUCACUAGAGAAAUAUAUACAUUUUGGUUCAGUCACAAUGGUUGAACUAGUUUCCUCCUUGUCCAAAGAUGCUAGGCCCAACUGACCACUCUCAUUCCAUCCCCACAUGUAGAGAUCACCAAAUACUUGAAAAAUAGAAAUUUCAUUAAAAUCUUAAACCUGUGAGAAUAAAUGUAUUGGCCAUGACACCACUAUUUAAAUUCGUACAUGUUAAAUCAAAUAGCUUUCACUAGUUAACUCUACCCUGUUGUUUUUUUUUAUCCCGAUUUAUCUUGAAAUCUCAAUAAAAAUAUUUUAACUAGAGAUACACAUUUCUAUCAAUUGAUAAUGUCUGGUCAAGUGUGAAAACUUCUAAUUUCUUGCUCUUCCAAUAAAGACAUUCUGUUAUUC
Biomphalaria glabrata is the source of this 3224-nucleotide messenger RNA. RefSeq names its product fructose-1,6-bisphosphatase 1-like. The coding region runs from base 162 to 1178 and encodes 338 amino acids. Gene Ontology annotation, biological process: fructose metabolic process; fructose 1,6-bisphosphate metabolic process; fructose 6-phosphate metabolic process. The record is from RefSeq and is a predicted model, not a curated record. NCBI's taxonomy places the organism in Eukaryota, Metazoa, Mollusca, Gastropoda, Planorbidae. Gene Ontology annotation, cellular component: cytosol; cytoplasm. Gene Ontology annotation, molecular function: fructose 1,6-bisphosphate 1-phosphatase activity. The transcript has 7 exons.